Molecule: messenger RNA, 2201 nt
Organism: Onthophagus taurus
Lineage: Eukaryota; Metazoa; Arthropoda; Insecta; Coleoptera; Scarabaeidae
Product: sorting nexin-29
Molecular function (GO): phosphatidylinositol binding
Source: RefSeq, a predicted model, not a curated record
AAACUCAAAACCUUCUCAAGGCCUCCGUGAAGGGCACCUAUAUAAUUCUCUUUAUUCUUUUCUCAUUCGCGAUUGCGCAUUUUAUAUCAAAUUGUGAAACGAAUAUCGUUUACAGUAUCUAACUAAACUAUGUGUAAACUGAUCGUUUUGUUCCCGUUUUUUAUUAGAAACAAAUAACAGUAUUAACUCCCAAUCGAUUGAAAACUGUUUUAAAAUGUUCCACACUGUUUAUCGUCUGUGAAUUAUGUCAUUAAAACUGAUGUCAACGGUAAUUUCGUCUUCAGUGGCUCCUCAAAAAACGGAAGAAUCGGGGAAAUUGAUUCAACAGUUAUUAGAUUGUGUAAAAAAGUGCCAAACUAGAUACGGUGGUAAAAAAGAAUUAGCCACCGAGUACGAUAGCUGCGUAGCCGCUUUAUGUUUAACAUUAGAAUCUGUUUUAUUACAUGGAUUAAGAAACAAACCAUUAGUUGUUCAACAAAUUUCGACGCUAAAACAAGUAUCUGAUAUCGUUAGUAACAGUUUACAUUUAAAUAAUGACAAUAUAUCUUUUUGGCCGUUUGUUUCAAAACACUUAACUAAGCACGAAAACGAACGUUACGCGAUUUUAAAACAAAUUUGGACCGAUACAGGUCGAGGAAAAGCUUGGAUUCGAUCAGCUUUAAAUGAAAAAUCUUUGGAACGGUAUCUUCAGUCGUUGGUAAACAACAAGGAAUUAUUAAAAAUUUAUUAUGAGGAUUGGGCUUUAUUAUAUAAUGAAGAACAAAGCAGUUUAUUGCCAAAUAUGGCUGCAGGUUUAGGUUCGAUUUUAUUUGCUAUAAGUAUAGAUAAAUCGGAAUUUAAUUGUGGUAAUGCGAUGGAAAAAAUGGAUAAAUUAAAAUCGAUGGCUGAACCGAUUAUUGAUGCCCCAAUUCCAGAAAACACCCAAAAGAAAAAACGCAAAAUACCAAAACAGAUAAUUUCGUUUGAUGAUGAUGAAACCACUUCUUUAUCAUUAUCUUCAAGCGUUCCUUCCAGUUCCAGUUCUAUAACUUCAGAUACUUUACCAACGGAAAUUGAUAAAAAGCCACCAGAUAACAACGAAAAACAACAAAUUAGGCGUAAAUUAAGUAUAGAAACGAGUGGGUCGAGAGAUAAAUUUAGUUUUACUAGUUUAGAAGGACCUUUAACUCCUUUAACACAAGCGAAUAUUGGUGAAUUGACACCGAUUUCAAAUAAAAACCCUGAAUCUCCCGAUGAUCCAAUUGAUAUAAGUAACGUUUUUACUGAAAUUGAAAGAAAAAAUUUAGAUAUAGUUAGGUUAAAUGAGAAAAUUGGGAAUUUAACCAUAGAAAAUGAAAAUUUACGAGAACAAUUAAAGAAAUACAUCAGUGCAGUUCAAUUAUUGAAACAAGAAAAUGCUGUAAUUGAUGAAAAUGUUUCCACACAGAAUCUCAACCCAGAUUAUAGGAAGGAAGCGAAAAUUUUUGAAACUAAAUUGGUUCAAGUAGCUGAAAUGCACGCUGAAUUAAUCGAUUUUAAUGUGAUUUUACAAAAGAAAUUAUGUGCUAAAGAUAGGAUUAUCGAUAGGUUGAGCGAUGAAUUGGAAGAAAUAAGAGGACCUGUUGGAAUUUUGGAUGAAGAUGAUGAUUCUAGACGUGUCGUCAAUGUUUGGAUACCAUCAGCGUUUCUAACAGGUAGUGGUUCAACUUCCCAUCAUGUUUAUCAAAUUUUUUUGAGAGCUGGUCGAGAUGAAUGGAAUAUUUAUAGAAGAUAUGCUCAAUUUUAUGCUUUACACACUGAUUUAAAAAAAUUAGAUCCAGCUGUUUCAACGUUUGAUUUUCCACCAAAAAAGAGUAUAGGCAAAAAGGACGCAAAUUUAGUGGAAGGUAGACGCAAACGUCUUCAAAAAUAUCUAAGAAACAUCUUAUCGCAUUGGCCGGAACUGUCACAGUGUAAUUCCAGAUUUUUAUUAGAACAGCAUUUUUCAUUUUUUAAGGACCAAGAAUGUGAUAAAAACAUUUUUUCUCCCCGUCGUAGUCCAAACGAUACUCAUCAUGCUGGAUUAUAAUCUGUUUUUUAAUUUAUAUUUAGACAAAUUUUAUUAUGUAGUUAUUUUUUUAAACUCAACUCAAAGUUGCUUAUGUGUAUAAUACUGUAUAUGAUAAAAAGAAAUAUUUAUUCUUUUAGAUUUUAAGUAAUUAAAAUGAUUCUUAUUGUUGAUA